This is a messenger RNA of Knipowitschia caucasica, 936 nucleotides long. Lineage: Eukaryota; Metazoa; Chordata; Actinopteri; Gobiiformes; Gobiidae. The record is from the annotation of a GenBank genome assembly.
AUGCCCAAGCUCAGCCUCUACCACCCGCGCCCCAAACAUAUGCCCAAGCUCAGCCUCUACCACCCGCGCCCCAAACAUCUGCCCCAGCUCAGCCUCUACCACCCGCGCUCCCAAACAUCUGCCCCAGCUCAGCCUCUACCACCCGCGCCCCAAACAUAUGCCCAAGCUCAGCCUCUACCACCCGCGCCCCAAACAUCUGCCCCAGCUCAGCCUCUACCACCCGCGCCCCAAACAUAUGCCCAAGCUCAGCCUCACCACCCGCGCCCCAAACAUCUGCCCCAGCUCAGCCUCUACCACCCGCGCCCCAAACAUCUGCCCCAGCUCAGCCUCUACCACCCGCGCUCCAAACAUCUGCCCCAGCUCAGCCUCUACCACCCGCGCCCCAAACAUCUGCCCCAGCUCAGCCUCUACCACCCGCGCCCCAAACAUAUGCCCAAGCUCAGCCUCUACCACCCGCGCCCCAAACAUAUGCCCCAGCUCAGCCUCUACCACCCGCGCCCCAAACAUCUGCCCCAGCUCAGCCUCUACCACCCGCGCCCCAAACAUAUGCCCAAGCUCAGCCUCUACCACCCGUGCCCAAAACAUCUGCCCCAGCUCAGCCUCUACCACCCGCGCCUCAAACAUCUGCCCCAGCUCAGCCUCUACCACCCGCGCCCCAAACAUCUGCCCCAGCUCAGCCUCUACCACCCGUGCCCAAAACAUCUGCCCCAGCUCACCCUCUUACACUCCCGUGCCUGCGUGUCCUCCUCCGUGUGGUCUUCUUCAAACCAGCCAGAAUCAUGUGGGUGGAGCCUGGAGCUGGUGGUGCCUCCUGUUGGCAUCAUCAACGUCUUCCUCAGUGGCUUUUUACAAACAAUCGUGCCGUUCUGUGUCGAUGCCAGUACUAAGAACUUCAUCAGCUAUUAUUUCAUUUUGAGAGUUCGGUUUAGGAGAUAA